CUUGAGGCUUCCCUGAUAGCUCGUCAGUUGGCCUGCCGUAAUGGCGGCGGGCGUGUUAAUUUGUGUUUCUUGGUAUUACACUAUUCUAGCUGGUUUCUACCUACUUUAUUGUCCUGUUAUGUAUUUAAUGUUUAUAAAUCAUAUGCUAUACAGAAAACUGGUCGAUGUUCUGUUUGCUCUGUGGGAGCUGUUUCCUGUGGCGCUAUUUCAAUGCUGUUAUGGCACAAAGCUCCAUCAUUAUGGCGAUUAUGUGAAUCCAGAUGAGACCACAAUCAUAAUAAUGAACCAUCGGACCAGAGUUGAUUGGAAUUAUGUUUGGAUUGCUUUGUAUCACGCAACACAGAAUACAAACGUUUUUGAAUGUGUGUGUAAAGAAAAUGAAGUGUCCAUGGAAAAACGAAAUAUUCUUGACAUUAUAGCUGGAGGAAAGUCGAGAAUCAAAGUAGUGCUUAAAGAUGAAAUUAAAUCUGUACCCGGAAUGGGUUGGAUAAUGCAGUUAAAUUAUUUCCUGUACCUAAAAAGAAAUUGGGAAGAAGAUCAGUUAAAUAUGUUUCAAUACAUUGACUAUUAUAAGAAGUUGGGUUAUAGCCAGCGAGUUGUGUUAUUUCCUGAAGGUACAGACUUGAGUGAAGAGAAUAAACGUCGAAGCGAAAAAUUUGCAAUCUCAAAACAAUUGCCGGUUUAUGACAAUGUUCUACACCCGCGCACCACUGGCUGGUCGAUGCUUUGCUCUCGUCUUCGUGAUGCUGGUCUUGUUUCAAUCUAUGACGUCACGAUAGCAUACGAUAAACCUGCGCAGACUGAAUUGGACCUGCUGCGCGGAAAAAUACCACGACACGUGUUCUUUUAUUUCAAAAGGUAUUCCAUAGAUAAGCUCCCAAUGGAGGAAGAAGGUUUGAAGGUGUGGUUAACAAAUCGAUGGAAAGAGAAGAACGCCUGCUUGCAAAAGUUUCUUUGCGACGGAGUAUUCCUAGACAGUGUGACCAAUAGAAGCGCACCAGAACGACAUCCGAGAUCAUUAACGAUUGCUAAGUUAGGUUUUCUAUUCUGGAUCAUCAUUGACAUUUUGUUCCUGUACGGUUUGAUGUGCAGUUUACUUUUUAGGUUUUGGGUUUUAUACCACACCAUAUUAUUUAUACUUGUAACUAAAUACUGCGGUGGUUUUCAUAAAAUUCAAUAUAAGCAUUUUAAUAGAAUUUAAUUAUUUUUUGUACAUAAAUAUCGUAGUUCUAUGUUAAAGCUGCUAAUUUUGUCUAAUAUUGUAAAUGCAUCUACAGCAUUUGUAAUAAAUGUGAAUUCUCAAACUAGCCAAAUUAAAA
Molecule: messenger RNA, 1319 nt
Organism: Leptidea sinapis
Lineage: Eukaryota; Metazoa; Arthropoda; Insecta; Lepidoptera; Pieridae
Product: lysocardiolipin acyltransferase 1-like
Exons: 7
Coding region: 41-1201 (386 amino acids)
Cellular component (GO): endomembrane system
Molecular function (GO): acyltransferase activity
Source: RefSeq, a predicted model, not a curated record